Molecule: messenger RNA, 1472 nt
Organism: Acaromyces ingoldii
Lineage: Eukaryota; Fungi; Basidiomycota; Exobasidiomycetes; Exobasidiales; Cryptobasidiaceae
Product: thiolase
Exons: 3
Coding region: 177-1382 (401 amino acids)
Biological process (GO): fatty acid beta-oxidation
Molecular function (GO): acetyl-CoA C-acetyltransferase activity
Source: RefSeq, a predicted model, not a curated record
AUUUUCACGCGUCGGCUCCUCCGGUCUUAUUCUCCACGCCGAAGCCCGAGAAGGGAUGCGCGCGCCCUGGAGAAGCGACAAGGGGUAGUAAAGAUUAUUCUUGUUUGUGCAGCCAAAGCUUCUUGCUUCGUCACACCAUCACCUCGCCGUGACAACACCGAAUAAGGAGAGACAGGAUGCACGCCACCGUCCGAACACUGACCAACUCGUUUGUCGUUUCGUCGAAGCGCACGCCGUUUGGCGCCUACGGCGGCAAGCUCGCUUCCAUCUCGGCCUCUGCGCUCGGUGGCCACGCGUCCAAGGCGGCGCUUGCCGUCCUGCCGCCGUCGACCAAGGUUGAUGCGACCAUCUACGGCAACGUGCAUGCGUCGGACAACACGGCCGCCUACCUCGCCCGGCACGUCGGCCACCAGGCCGGCCUGCCCGUCACGACGCCUGCGCUGACUGUCAACCGGCUCUGCGGCUCGGGCUUCCAGAGCCUCAUCAAUGCCGUGCAGGAGAUCAGCGUCGGCGACGCCAACGUCGUCCUCACCGGCGGCACCGAGUCCAUGUCGAUGGCGCCCUACACCCUCCACGGCGUCCGCUUCGGUGGCGGAAGGUACGGCGUCGACCUCAAGCUCGUCGACUCGCUCGCCGCCGCGCUGACGGACAUGGUGCCGACGCCCACGCCCAUGGGCAUCACGGCUGAGAACCUGGCCGACAAGUACGGCAUCACGCGGCAGAUGUGCGACGAAUACGCGCUGCAGAGCCAGCAGCGGUGGCAAAAGGCCAACGAGGAGGGCGCAUUCAAGGACGAGAUUGCACCCAUCGACGUCAAGGUCAAGAAGGCCACUGAGACCUUUGCUGUCGACGAGCACCCGCGCGGCAAGACGACGAUCGAGACCCUCGCCAAGCUUCCCUCCGUCUUCAAGAAGGACGGCACCGUCUCGGCGGGCAACGCCUCGGGCAUCUGCGACGGUGCCGCGUCUAACGUCAUUGCUUCCGAGGCUGCCGUCAAGGAGUUCGGCCUCAAGCCGCUGGCGCGCAUCGUCUCGUACGGCGUCACGGCCUGCGAGCCCAGCAUCAUGGGCAUCGGGCCCGUCGAGGCCGUCAAGCUGGCUCUCAAGCGCGGCGGAAUCAGCAAGGACCAGAUCGACCUCUGGGAGGUCAACGAGGCCUUUGCGGCCCAGUUCCUUAGCGUGCAGAAGGAGCUCGAGCUGCCCAAUGACAAGACCAACGUCUUUGGCGGUGCCAUUGCUCUCGGACACCCGCUGGGCGCAUCGGGCGCGCGAAUCAUUGCCAACCUGACGCACAACCUGCACCGCCUCGACAAAAAGUACGCAGUCGGCGCCGCCUGCAUCGGCGGUGGCCAGGGCAUCGCCGUCGUCCUCGAGCGCGUCUGAUUUGGCUUCAGUGCCCUUGGAACAAAUUACUCUCUACCCCUUCAUUAUUUCUGAAUGGCAAAAGAUUUUGAUAAUUGCAGGCUCAGUGAU